Molecule: messenger RNA, 1023 nt
Organism: Didymodactylos carnosus
Lineage: Eukaryota; Metazoa; Rotifera; Eurotatoria; Philodinida; Philodinidae
Source: the annotation of a GenBank genome assembly
AUGAGUUUACUUAAUCCACAAUUCCUUCAACAACAUUUCGCUCAUAUGGCUGGUGGCGGCGGAACAGAAACAUUUCACGCUGAAUAUAAUUGUUAUUCAGCUAUAUUUCUAACCGAUCGCGAACGUCCAAAUGUUGAAAAUGGUGGCAAAGUAUUGUUACCGCAAACAGCAUUAGAAGAAUUAGCUGAACAUGUAACAACUGUUAUGUUAUUCAGAUUAAAAAACAAACGUCUUGAUCGCAUGACGCAUGUUGGUGUAUUUGAAUUUCUUCCCAAUACUGAUACGAGUUGUUUUGUACCAAGUUGGAUAAUGAGACAUUUAUUAUUGGAAGAAGGUGAACCAGUUGAAUGUGAAUAUGUUACAUUACCAACAGCUCGAUUUGUACGUUUUCAACCGCAAUCAAAAGAUUUUCUUGAUAUAACAAAUCCAAAAGCGGUAUUAGAAACAGCAUUAAGAAAUUUUAGUUGUUUAACCAAAGGUGAUAUGUUGGCAAUUAAUUAUCUUGAUCGUAAUUAUGAAUUAUGUGUGUUAGAAUUAAAACCAGCUGAUGCUGUUAGUAUAAUUGAAUGUGAUAUGGAAGUUGAUUUUGCUCCACCCAUUGAUUAUGUUGAACCUAAAUAUGAUACAACGUCUUCAUUAUCAACAUCAACACCCAAAAGUAAUGAUAUACCCAUUCAAGGUGGUACAAAUACUGAACAACAAUAUCCAAAUAGCUUAAAAGCAACAACGUUUAUGCCAUUUCACGGACGUGGUAAUCGUUUAGACGGAAAAACAAAAACAAAAGAAGGACAUGAUUUACGUGAACAACAAACAAAAUUACAAACAGCACAAAUGUUGAAUCAACAACGUGGCAUUCCCAACUAUGAGUAUGAAUAUGGUACAUUACAAUUUAUCCAUAAUCCUUUGAGAAAAAAUAAAGACGGUGAUAAAGAUAGUCAGAAUACAUCAGCAAGUGAAACAUUUACUCCAUUUUCUGGUGAAGGAAAUAUAUUAAAACAGCCAAAAUCACAACGAAGGCAAUAA